AUGACAACUCUGGCCGGAGCUGUCCCCAGGAUGAUGCGACCCGGGGCCGGGCAGAACUACCCCCGCAGCGGGUUCCCGCUGGAAGUCUCUACUCCUCUAGGCCAGGGCAGAGUCAAUCAGCUCGGAGGAGUGUUUAUCAAUGGCAGGCCUUUACCCAACCAUAUCCGACACAAGAUAGUGGAGAUGGCCCACCAUGGCAUAAGGCCCUGUGUCAUCUCUCGCCAGCUGCGAGUGUCCCACGGCUGCGUCUCCAAAAUUCUCUGCAGGUACCAGGAGACGGGCUCCAUCCGGCCGGGGGCCAUCGGCGGCAGCAAGCCCAAGCAGGUGACGACGCCGGAUGUUGAGAAGAAAAUCGAGGAAUACAAGCGGGAAAACGCGGGCAUGUUCAGCUGGGAGAUCCGGGACAAACUGCUGAAAGACGGGGUGUGUGACCGCAACACGGUGCCGUCAGUGAGCUCCAUCAGCCGCAUCCUGAGGAGCAAGUUUGGGAAAGGCGAGGAAGAGGAGGCUGAGCUGGAAAGGAAGGAAGUGGAGGAAGGCGACAAGAAGACCAAGCACAGCAUUGAUGGCAUCCUCAGCGAAAGAGCUCCAGUAGCACCCCAGUCUGAUGAAGGCUCUGACAUUGAUUCUGAACCAGAUUUACCUUUAAAAAGAAAGCAGCGUCGUAGCAGGACAACCUUCACGGCAGAGCAACUGGAAGAGCUGGAGAGAGCUUUUGAGAGGACACACUACCCUGAUAUUUAUACCCGGGAAGAACUUGCGCAAAGAGCCAAACUCACGGAGGCUCGUGUCCAGGUCUGGUUUAGUAACCGGCGUGCUAGAUGGAGGAAACAGGCAGGAGCCAAUCAACUGAUGGCUUUCAAUCAUCUGAUCCCAGGAGGAUUUCCACCCAGUGCCAUGCCAACUUUGCCGACGUACCAGCUCUCUGAGCCCUCCUAUCAACCCACCUCCAUACCGCAAGCUGUGUCUGAUCCAAGCAGUACUGUCCAUAGACCUCAGCCUCUCCCUCCAAGCACAGUACACCAAAGCAGCCUCCCUUCGAAUCCAGAGAGCAGCUCUGCCUAUUGCCUACCCAGCACCAGGCAUGGAUUUUCCAGCUAUACAGACAGCUUUGUGCCUCCGUCCGGGCCCUCAAAUCCCAUGAACCCUGCCAUUGGCAAUGGCCUUUCACCUCAGGUAAUGGGACUCUUGACUAACCACGGUGGUGUGCCUCACCAGCCCCAAACUGAUUAUGCCCUGUCCCCUUUAACCGGGGGCCUGGAGCCCACCACCACCGUCUCAGCCAGCUGCAGCCAGCGGCUAGAUCAUAUGAAGAGCUUAGACAGCCUGCCUACAUCCCAGUCCUACUGCCCACCGACCUACAGCACCACGGGUUACAGCAUGGACCCUGUCACAGGCUACCAGUAUGGACAAUAUGGACAAAGUGCCUUUCAUUAUCUGAAGCCAGAUAUUGCAUAAAUGAACUGUCCACUUCAAGUUAAAACUGGUCCUGUUUUCCAGUCUCACUCCAAGGCUUGGAUACGAGGGAUCUUCUCAACAAACUGCAGUCUAAACUGGGACAGCCCCACUGAGAGAAGCAGGCUUGUAAUAUUCUCUCCAGUCAUAGCUUUUAGUAGACUUUUGAAGGCUGGACAAAGCUAUACAGAAGACAAAAGCCAAAAGCAAUAGCGAAUAAAUAAAUGCGACAUGGUUCAUUAUGAGUGGGUAUACAAAACAGAGCAGUAUUUAAUACCACUGCCUGGCAAAACAUUCCAUUUUUUGUUGUUGAAAUUAAUGUGCAUUGAUUGAGACAAAUGGAACAUUCUGAAACUUAGAGCAGCUGAGUUCUGCAUACUCUGACUCAUUGACAUCCAGUGCUGACUUCACUCUAACUUUAAAACUGCUCAGUUUCUGAAGCAAGGGCAGGAGAACCUCUUUCAUUUUACACACUGGAAGUUGUCAUCAAGAGGAAAUGUCACAGUCCAUAGGAAGCUAGGAUAAGUGUUGAAAGACUUCCUGAGCAACUUAUUGGUUACCUUACCAUGCUUUUGUAAUCAUGUGGUCAAUAAAUGUCACUUACAAGUUUUGCUUUACCAAGAGAUGAGAUCUUGUGUAACAUCAAAAACAGAUUUUACCUUUUUGUAUGUGGAGUUUUCCUAGUCCGUUGUACCUUUUUGAACAAACAUGGGAGAAAAAAAAUCAACAAGACGACUGAUUUUUCAUGACUGCGUAGCAACGUGCAAUACUGUGUACCUCAC
Messenger RNA from Phalacrocorax carbo (great cormorant), 2237 nucleotides. NCBI's taxonomy places the organism in Eukaryota, Metazoa, Chordata, Aves, Suliformes, Phalacrocoracidae. The record is from RefSeq and is a predicted model, not a curated record.